Messenger RNA from Sphaerodactylus townsendi, 3453 nucleotides. It is a transcript of the gene APBA2, whose product is annotated as amyloid beta precursor protein binding family A member 2. The transcript is spliced from 13 exons. Gene Ontology annotation, biological process: chemical synaptic transmission. Lineage: Eukaryota; Metazoa; Chordata; Lepidosauria; Squamata; Sphaerodactylidae. Bases 190 to 2457 code for a protein of 755 amino acids. The record is from RefSeq and is a predicted model, not a curated record. Gene Ontology annotation, cellular component: dendritic spine; cytoplasm; plasma membrane. Gene Ontology annotation, molecular function: protein binding; amyloid-beta binding.
GGGCUAAUUAGCAGUCUCGGCGUGUGGCUGCGAGCGGCGGCGGCGGCGGCGGCGGCGAGGACCGUACAAAAGGGGGCUGCGGCAUCCGCGCCCCCCCCUUGCAUCCGCUUCCCCGGGACUUCUGCCCCCAGCUGGCCUUCCUCCGGACCAGCGAUUGCUCAGAAAUGAUUGUCGUAUAAGAAGUCAAUCAUGGCAAACAGGAAAUGUCAGAGCGGGACAGCCGGCGUGUUGGACCACCGGGCGAGAGUUUGUCCGGCCUCGGUGCUCGGGAGGGACGGCGAAAACGAGGAGAACUGUCCACCCGUGGAGGAGUACGUGGAGAACGAGGCCGAGGCGGUGCCCGUCGGGCAAGGCAGCCCCAUACCGGCGGAACACGAGGGCAACGAUAACAGCGCCGACGGGGACUCCAGCUCGGACUACAUCAACAACACUUCCGAAGAGGAAGACUACGACGAAGGCCUCCCGGAAGAAGAAGAGGGCAUCACUUACUACAUCCGAUACUGCCCCGAGGAUGACAGUUACCUGGAAGGCAUGGACUGCAACGGAGAAGAGUACAUUCCUCACGAGGAGCAUCCAGUGGAGACCGACGAGUGUCAGGAAGCCAUCGAGGAAGAGGAAUGGGCGAAGGCGAAAAUUCAGCACCAAGACGAAAGCGAAGCCGCGGAAGAGGUGGCGUACCACGACAGCUGCGUCCAACUCCUGAAGGGCGAGGUGGCGUCGCUGGAGAUCCAAGACCAGGACGAGGAUCUCCAGUAUUGCCACCCGGGUGACGAAACGUACCCGGGCUAUUACUCGCCAGAAGCCAACGGGAACGCCCACGGGAUGUCCCCUUAUCAUGCCAGGAAGGAAGAGGUGGAGUUGGAGGAGCAGGAAGAAGACAUCGACCAGAUCGUGGCCGAAAUCAAAAUGAGCAUGAGUAUGAGCAGCAUCAACAGCACGCUGGAAAUGAGCCCAGAGCAUGCUGGGAACGAGAGCGUGCCAAAUGACUAUGCAGAGACUUGUCAGAAAGGAGACUCCGGGCAUGGCACCAACAGGCACCAAGGGAGGCCCAAGUCCUUGAAUAUCCCCCCGGCCUCAAAGCAAGCCGGAGACGGGCCCCGAGGCUUCAAGACCAAGUCGAGGACUCCCGAGGAGAGGCAAGCGUGGCCUCAGGAACAGGUGUGCAAUGGCUUGGACCAGCCGAGGAAACAGCAGCGCUCCGAUCUCAACGGACCCCUCGACAACAAUAAUAUGUCAGAGACCAAGAAAGUGUCGUCCUUCCCAAGUUUCGUCGACGUUCCCGGCCCUUGCGAACCCGAAGACCUCAUCGAUGGCAUCAUCUUCGCAGCCAAUUACCUGGGCUCCACGCAGCUGCUCUCGGAACGUAACCCAUCCAAAAACAUCCGCAUGAUGCAAGCGCAGGAAGCCGUGAGCCGCGUCAAGAGGAUGCAAAAGGCAGCUAAAAUCAAGAAAAAAGCGAGCUCCGAGGGGGAUUCCCAGGCACUGACGGAAGUUGACCUCUUCAUCUCCACCCAGAGGAUCAAAGUCCUGAAUGCUGACUCGCAGGAGACCAUGAUGGACCACGCGCUGCGCACCAUCUCCUACAUCGCCGACAUCGGCAACAUCGUCGUGUUGAUGGCGAGGCGGCGAAUGCCCCGCUCGGCUUCUCAGGACUGCAUCGAGACCACCCCGGGAGCCCAAGAAGGGAAGAAGCAAUACAAGAUGAUAUGCCACGUCUUCGAAUCGGAGGACGCUCAGCUGAUCGCCCAGUCCAUCGGCCAGGCCUUCAGCGUGGCCUACCAGGAGUUCCUCCGAGCCAACGGGAUCAACCCGGAGGACCUGAGCCAGAAGGAAUACAGCGACAUCAUCAACACCCAGGAGAUGUAUAACGACGACCUGAUCCAUUUCUCCAACUCGGAGAACUGCAAAGAGCUGCAACUCGCGAAACAGAAGGGCGAGAUCCUCGGUGUGGUCAUCGUGGAGUCCGGCUGGGGGUCCAUUUUACCCACCGUCAUCCUGGCCAACAUGAUGAACGGGGGCCCGGCAGCUCGCUCAGGGAAACUCAGUAUUGGAGACCAGAUUAUGUCCAUCAAUGGGACCAGCCUGGUUGGACUUCCUUUGGCUACGUGUCAAGGAAUCAUCAAGGGUCUCAAGAACCAGACGCAAGUGAAGCUGAACAUCGUCAGUUGCCCGCCGGUCACGACCGUCCUGAUCAAGCGACCCGAUUUGAAAUACCAGCUGGGCUUCAGCGUACAGAAUGGAAUUAUUUGCAGCCUCAUGCGUGGCGGCAUUGCGGAGCGAGGGGGGGUCCGCGUCGGCCACCGCAUUAUCGAGAUCAACGGUCAAAGCGUCGUGGCCACCGCUCACGAGAAGAUUGUCCAGGCUUUGUCCAACUCGGUGGGAGAGAUUCACAUGAAAACAAUGCCUGCCGCCAUGUUCCGGCUGCUCACGGGCCAAGAGACCCCGCUCUAUAUCUGAUGCAAGGCUGACCUCUCGCGCGCAGAACUGAAGGCGCCUUUUGGAGGAAGCGGGUUCGAAUCGGCUCCUUCGCGCUCUGGCAGCGUACUCCCGUACGUUUCUCUGGUUUAUUACAGUUCUGUUGCCAAACGGUGAAGCCAUUCCCACAGACGAUAAGCCACUAUGUCAAAGGCAUUUUGCCGCCACCAACCGCCCUUCGUCAUUGACGCUUCCAGACAUAGGACGCAACGCCCCAUGAACGUCUCCAGGGUCCGAUACGCGACCGAGAUCCAUUCUCCCACGGAUUGUAGAACUAGUUAUCUGUCCCAGCGAGAGGAAGCGAAUGCCGGCUUUCCUCGGGGUUGGGGGCGGGGAGGGGGGGUGACAUUGAAUGUAUGCAAUUCCAAACGGGCGGGGGGUGACGGUUUGAUCUUCGUAGAAAGGGGGGGAAGGUCCUGUUGUAAGUGGUAUCCUUUCUUGACCAGUGUAACGUGUUUAUAUGAGAUGUGACUGUACUGUGGAAAAAAAAGGGAAAUUGGGUACAAACGGGCAAAAAAGAAACUUUGCGACGACGUGCCACAUUCUGACUACUGAAUGCCCUGCUGAGAGGCGGCGUGUUAAAUCUCUAGAUGACUUUUGGUCUCCUUGCUACGAGUCCACAACACCUCCGUUCACUACGGGCGGUCCGCAGGUCAGAGGUUGAGGUGUUUCCGCAGACGGCGUUUGGUGGCCACUGUCGAAAUCGUCCCGCUGAUGAAAGGGACGCUGCGCUCGUAGCAAGAUGAAAAGAGAGGCUGCGGUACCUGUUGGCGUUUUGCUGUCUGAUGUUCCCUCUGUGAGACCUCGACCUCAAAAAAAAUGAAGAAAGCUACCCCGACGUGAUGGAAGACCUUGCUGAGCACUAACAAAAAUCCUUAGGGGAACAUUAAUUCCAUAGCUCUAUAAGCCAUGACAUUGCCAGUCACUCUAGGAGGAAUUCAAUGCUGAACCACCAAUAAAUGUGGAGUAAUAAAGCAA